This is a messenger RNA of Protopolystoma xenopodis, 552 nucleotides long. Lineage: Eukaryota; Metazoa; Platyhelminthes; Monogenea; Polystomatidea; Polystomatidae. The record is from the annotation of a GenBank genome assembly.
AUGGUCCGUGGCCAAUUUGUCCAGCCCGCAAUGCUUGCCAGCGGUAGUGGCGGAGCGUCUGGCAGUGGAUUCGUUCGUGCAGUUGUCGGCCCAGGUGGCAUUGCCACACUCACUCCAGGUUCAGUAGGCAACACCGCAGGGGCUCAAAUGAGCGGGACGGCUCGUUUAGUCGGACAGACAUUGACGCCCGGUCUACUUAAUCCCUCUGGGCGGCAAACAGUCGCUAUUCAUCAAACUCAGCACCAUCCUCACCUCCAACAGCAGCAUGCACCAAGCCAAGUGAUGCGCGCCGUUCCUCUGAUCACAGGCACCGGAGCGAGCUCAGUUAUCACUGCAUCUCGCCGGAUCGGCGAUCUCAAUUUGCCCCAAGGAAGUGCUCAUCAGUCUGUUUAUCUUCCUACAGGCCGGCCAGCUAGCUGGCAACAAACAGCCGACCAAUUCCAUUCCAUGCAACAGCAGCGUCGUACACAUACACUGGGACACGCCCAUCACCAUUCGCAACAGCAGGAACCCCAACAACAGUCGCCCAGGUCUGGUGGAGGUCAAAACUAA